AUGAUAGUGAACGGCGUAGUAUUCGAUAAAGCGGCGCUUAAACAGGGCUGCCGAGUCCGAUCACGCGCGUCGCUGAUUGCCCUAGCCGGUGGCGCUAAUUUACGCAUCCGUGGCAGCCCUGAUCGAUUCCACGGGCCAAGGCACCCCUUCGUUAGCCGAUACGAGUUCUGUUUACUUAGCGAGCUUCGCGUCGGUUUUACGUACGUAGCUGUUGGCGUAGCUAUUGGUUUUGCGUACGCUGACUCCUCUCUACUUAGACUUGGAUACACUUCUAUACACGUCCCUGCU
Iphiclides podalirius (scarce swallowtail) is the source of this 288-nucleotide messenger RNA. NCBI's taxonomy places the organism in Eukaryota, Metazoa, Arthropoda, Insecta, Lepidoptera, Papilionidae. The record is from the annotation of a GenBank genome assembly.